AUGGAUACCUUACAGACUUCAUCUUGUGAAAAUAAUCUAAAGCAAGUUCUGAAAUCAAAAGACUGUAAACCAACACAUUUUAGAAGUGACUCUCACUCUGCCAGAAUACUGGAAAGUUUACAAUCUCUACUCAAAAAUGAAGUUUUAUGUGACAUUAGACUUGAAGCAGAUGAUGCAUAUAUUAAACAACAUUUUUUAGAAGUAGUUAAAGGCGAAGAUUUUUUAUUCUUAUCUUCUAAAGACUUGAUAUGGCUUAUUUCAUCUAAUGACCUUGCCGUUCCGUUUGAAGAAAAAGUAUUUGAAUGUGUUAUCAAAUGGGUAAAACAUGAUUUGGAUUGCAGAAAAGAUUGCUUGCCAAAAUUAAUGGAACAUGUACGUUUGCCAUUAUUAAAGCCUGAUACAUUAUUUAAUAUAUCUGAAGAACCUCUUCUAAAAAAUAGUCCUAAAUGUAAAGAUUUUGUGUAUGAUGCAUUACAAUUUAAUCUACAAAAAUCAGUUCAGCAUUUCGCUAUUCCAAAAACAAUUAGGUGUAAACCUAGACAGUUCGGUGGCCCUCAAAAAGUUAUUCUAAUGUUCAGUCUGCGAUCUGACACAUCGCCAAACUGUUAUACAGAAUGGUACGACCCUGCAAUGAAACGACGAAGGAAUGCACCAGGGUUAAAUGAAUGUCGUAAGUUUGCUGGUCUUUGUGUUAUAAGAGAUCAAUUUGUGUUUGCUGUGGGAGGUGUAAAUGAAUUGAGUUCUAAAUCUGUUAGAAUGCUUGAUGUGUCUUUACAAUCACCUUCCUGGGUCCCAAUGGUCGACAUGUUAGUUAGUCGGAUAAGGCAAGGUGUUGGUGUAUUGGACAAUUGUAUUUAUGCAGUUGGUGGAGGAGAUGAAUACAAUGCAUUAAACAGUGUUGAGUUCGCCAGAAUCGCUACUCCAACACCUUCACCGUUGCCGCGAGCAAAGCCAGUCAAGCGACGAGAUAUGUCAGUAAAAGAAAUGGAUACCAUUCAGGCUUCAUAUGGUGAAAAUAAUCUAAAGCAAGUUAUGAUUUCAAAUGAUUGUAAACCAACAAAUUUUAGAAAUAACUAUCACUCUGUUAGAUUACUAGAAGACUUACAAUCCCAACGCAAAAAAGAAGUUUUAUGUGAUGUUAGAUUUGAAACAGAUGAUGGCAAAGAUCAGAUAAUUGAAGCAUUACGUUUUAAUCUACAAAAAUCGGUUCAGCAUUUAGCCAUUUCAAAAACGGUUAUGUGUAAACCUAGACAGUUUAAUAGUUCUCAAAAAAUUAUUCUAAUGUUCAAUCGGUCUGAAACAUCUCCAAUGUGUUACACAGAAUGGUAUGACCCAGCAACCAAGCUAAGAGAGAAUGCACCUGGGUUAAAUGAUUGUCGUCAAUUUGCUGGUCUUGGCGUAAUAAGAGAUCAGUUAGUUUUUGCUGUAGGAGGUGUAAAUCAAUCAAGUUCUGUAUCUGUUAGUAUGCUUGAUGUAUCUUCACAAUCACCUUCUUGGUUGCCUAUGGUCGACAUGUUAAUUGGUCGAAGACGUUUAGGAGUUGGCGUGUUAGAUAAUUGUCUGUAUGCAAUUGGCGGUUAUGACGGCACCAAAGCAUUAAGUAGUGUCGAGGUAUUUGAUGUCAAUAUUCAAAAAUGGCGAAUGGUAUCUAAUAUGUGGAUUAAGAGAAGUGAUUUUGGUGUUGGUGUACUCAAUAAUCGCUUAUACGCGGUUGGAGGUGGUAAUAAAGUAGUUUUGAAAUCUGUUGAAUAUUAUGAUCCCAGUCUUAACAAAUGGACACUAGUUUCAGAAAUGUCUGAAGAUCGUCAAGGUGUCAGUGUAGUAGUUUUGAACGGUCUUAUGUAUGCUAUCGGUGGUUAUAAUGGAAUAGAGGAUCUUAAAAGUGUUGAGGUUUAUAGACCAAGUGAUGGAGUUUGGUAUUCUAUAGCUGACAUGCAUUUAUCACGUUAUUGUCCUGGAGUAGUGGCAUUAAAUGGUUUAUUGUAUGUUAUGGGCGGAAAUCCUGAUGAUUCUGCUUUCAGAAAUUAUUCAAAAUUAAACAUUGGUCAAAGAGUAAAAAGAAAGUAUUUGUAUUUUAAGCUGUAG
Messenger RNA from Macrosiphum euphorbiae (potato aphid), 2085 nucleotides. The record is from the annotation of a GenBank genome assembly. NCBI's taxonomy places the organism in Eukaryota, Metazoa, Arthropoda, Insecta, Hemiptera, Aphididae.